Messenger RNA from Salvelinus sp. IW2-2015, 1547 nucleotides. Its product is annotated as wingless-type MMTV integration site family, member 16. Lineage: Eukaryota; Metazoa; Chordata; Actinopteri; Salmoniformes; Salmonidae. Gene Ontology annotation, biological process: neuron differentiation; canonical Wnt signaling pathway; multicellular organism development. Gene Ontology annotation, molecular function: frizzled binding; cytokine activity. Gene Ontology annotation, cellular component: extracellular region. The record is from RefSeq and is a predicted model, not a curated record.
UAUGAAUCCACGGGUGCGCCAAUCCGAGCCUGGGAACGCGCUUUUUAGAGGCGCUCGGUGUGGGUUCUCCCAGUCCAGGAUAAAACUGUUUGUCUGCGUUUUGGGGAACAACGUCAGGAACUUAUUUCAUCACCCAUCCAACUGUAGGCUACUACUAGCCGCCGAGCCACACCAAUCCGCCCGCGUCCUCUCUCUCUCCCCGUGGAUGUUUUUACUGAAUUGCUCGAGAUAACCACGGAUUGAGGAUUAUUUCUGUUAGGGUCCUAUGCUGUGGGGCUAGCAUGAGACAGAACCCAGUACCGAUCCAGCGCUCCAUGGACAUACCCUUCCCCAGUGCCCGGGGGUCAAGUCGGCUUCUGUAAAUGAGGUGGCCAUGGACAGAAGAAGCGGCUGUGGAGUACAUCAGAUCUGCUUUCUGUUUCUCUUACUSUUUUCACUGUAUCCUGUCUGCUGUCGAGCCAGUUGGAUGUGGUUGGGAAUAACCUCCGUGGGAGUACCGGAGAAGCUGGGCUGCGCCAAUCUCCCGCUGACGCACAAGCAGAAGGACCUGUGCAAGAGAAAGCCCCAUCUCCUGCCAAGCAUCAAGGACGGCGCGCGCAUCGGCAUCGCGGAGUGCCAGACGCAGUUCGAGCACGAGCGGUGGAACUGUUCUACCACCAAAGAGCUCUCUGUGUUCGGCUACGAGCUAACCAGUGGGACCAAGGAGACGGCGUUUAUCCACGCGGUGAUGGCGGCUGGGCUGGUCCAGGCAGUGACUCGCUCCUGCAGUGCGGGCAACAUGACAGAGUGCGGCUGUGACACCAGCCUGCAGGGCACAGGCUCGCCCAGCGAAGGGUGGCACUGGGGCGGCUGCUCAGACCAUAUCCAGUACGGUACAUGGUUCAGCAGGAAGUUCAUAGAUAAUGCAGUGAAGAAUAUGUCCUCAGCCAGGGGAGGGGAUGCACUGCUCACCAUGAACGAGCACAACAGUGAAGCCGGGAGACAGGCUGUCGCCAAGACAAUGGCCACCGACUGCCGUUGCCACGGCGUGUCGGGCUCGUGCGCCGUCAAGACGUGCUGGCGCACCAUGGCGUCGUUCGAGCGCGUGGGCAACUUCCUGAAGGAGCGCUACGAGGGAAGCGUGCAGGUGCUGGACCGCUCGAAGAGGAAGGUGAGGAGGAAGGAGAAGGACCAGCGUCGCGUGCCCAUCGGGAAGGAAGAACUUAUCUUCCUCAACAAGUCUCCUAACUACUGUCUGGAGGACCGGCGCUGGGGCGUGGCGGGCACUAGAGGGCGUCGGUGUAACCGCACCUCGGCCGGCCCCGACGGGUGUAACCUGCUCUGCUGCGGUCGGGGGUAUAAUACGCACGUGGUUCGCCACGUAGAGAGGUGCGAGUGUAAGUUUGUGUGGUGUUGCUAUGUGAGGUGUCAGAAGUGUGAGAGCAUGAAUGACAUGCACACGUGUAAAUAGGGAGAGGGAGGCAGGUGAUGGCACACACACACAGCAUCAAACACAAACACACUCACACUGUCCCCAAUGAGAGACUAAAAGACUCCCCCCAUCAUUC